UAGCGGCGCUGCCGCGGCGGCGGCUCCGCGCCCCCCGCCCGUCCUCCUCUUUCUCCUCCUCCUCCUCCUCCUCCGCCGCGCCACUUCCAGGGGAGGCUGGUGUCAUGCGGCUGGCGCCGAGGGAGGGGUGCCCGGGGCCGCAGCAGCAGUGAGAGGCGCCGCGCCGAGCCCCUGCGAUGACAGCCAUGAAGGAGCAGCCGGCGCACCCGGGCGGCAGGGGGAACCCGCCGCCGCCGCAGCCCGACCAGGAACUUGGAAGUAACAGCCCUCCGCAGAGGAACUGGAAGGGAAUUGCUAUUGCGCUGCUGGUGAUUCUAGUUGUUUGUUCACUCAUCACUAUGUCAGUCAUUCUUUUAACCCCAGAUGAACUCGCAAAUUCAUCAGAAAACAGAUUAUCUUUGGAAGAUCUCUUCAGAAAAGAGUUCAUAGUUCAUAAUCCAGAAGCCAAAUGGAUUAAUGAUUCAGCAGUGGUGUAUAAAACCAGGAAUGGACACGUUGUUGAACUGAAUGUAGAAACAAAUACAACCACAUUAUUACUGGAAAACACAACUUUUGUAACCUUCAAAGCAUCAAGAUACUCUGUUUCACCAGACUUAAGAUUUGUUCUUAUGGCAUAUGAUGUCAAACAGGUUUUUCAUUAUUCUUAUACAGCUUCAUAUGUGAUUUAUAACAUACACACAAGGGAAGUUUGGGAGUUAAACCCUCCAGAAGUAGAGGAUUCAGUUUUACAGUAUGCAGCCUGGGGUGCUCACGGACAGCAACUGAUUUAUAUAUUUGAAAAUAACAUCUACUAUCAGCCUGAUGUAAAGAGCAGCUCAUUGCGCCUGACAUCCUCAGGAAAAGAAGGAAUUAUUUUUAAUGGAAUUGCAGACUGGUUAUAUGAAGAGGAACUUCUUCAUUCCCACAUUGCCCACUGGUGGUCUCCAGACGGGGAAAGACUGGCCUUCCUGACCAUCAAUGACUCUCUGGUGCCCAACAUGGUUAUUCCCCGCUUCACAGGAGGUCUGUAUCCAAAGGGAAAGCAGUAUCCAUAUCCUAAGGCAGGUCAAACAAACCCCACAGUAAAGCUGUUUGUAGUUAACCUGUAUGGACCAGCACAUACCCUGGAGCUGAUGCCACCUGACAGCUUUAAGUCAAGGGAAUAUUAUAUCACCAUGGUGAAAUGGAUAAGCAACACCAAGGCUGUGGUGAGGUGGUUAAACAGAGCUCAGAAUAUCUCCAUCCUUACAGUUUGUGAAACCACAACUGGAGCUUGUACCAGGAAAUAUGAAAUGCAGUCAGAUCUGUGGCUUCCUAAACAGAAUGAAGAACCUGUUUUCUCCAAGGAUGGCAGCAAGUUCUUCAUGACGGUGCCGGUGAAGCAGGGCGGCCGCGGCGAGUUCCACCACAUAGCCAUGUUCAUGGGGCAGGCUAAAAGUGAACAAAUCAGUGUGAGACACCUGACAUCAGGGAACUGGGAAGUUAUCAAAAUCCUGGCAUAUGAUGAAAAUACUCAAAAUAUUUAUUUCCUAAGCACUGAAGAAUCCCCAAGAGGAAGACAGCUGCACAGUGUAUCGACAGUGGGGUCCCUGAACCGUCAGUGUCUCUCGUGUAACUUCCUGAAGGAGCAGUGCACGUACUUCAGUGCCAAGUUCAGCCCCAUGAACAGGCAUUUCCUCCUGCACUGCAAAGGACCAGGUGUUCCAGUUGUAAGUGUGCACAAGACAAGUAAUGCUGAAAAGUUUUAUAUUUUGGAAAAUAACCCAGUGUUGAAAGAAGUUGUUUCCAAGAAAAAGAAUUACAAGACUGAAAUCAAAAUGCUUCACAUUGAGGAUUACGAAUUCCCUUUACAGUUGUCACUGCCAAAAGAUUUCACGGAUCGAAACCAGUAUGCCCUUCUAUUAAUAAUUGAUGAAGCUCCAGGCAGCCAGUUGGUUACAGAUAAGUUUCACAUUGACUGGGACUCAGUGCUUGUCAACUCUGAUAAUGUCAUCGUAGCUCGAUUCGAUGGCAGAGGGAGUGGAUUUCAAGGCCUCAAGAUCCUACAGGAGGUCCAUCGGUGCUUAGGAUCAGUGGAAGUGAAGGACCAAGUAGCAGCUGUAGAAUCACUUCUGAAACAGCCCUUCAUUGAUCCUAAGAGACUGGGUAUAUUUGGAAAGGGGUAUGGUGGCUACAUUGCAUCCAUGAUCCUGAAAUCCAGCGAGAGGCUCUUCAAGUGUGGAGCUGUGGUGGCACCAAUCACAGAUAUGAAGUUAUAUGCAUCAGCUUUUUCAGAAAGAUACCUUGGGAUUCCAUCAAAAGAUGAAAUUACCUAUCAGGCAUCCAGUGUAUUACACAAUCUUCAUGGUUUAAAAGAAGUGGAUUUGCUAAUAGUUCAUGGGACAGCUGAUGCUAAAGUUCACUUCCAGCAUUCAGCAGAACUAAUUAAGCAUCUAAUAAAAGCUGGGGCUAAUUACACUAUGCAGAUCUACCCGGAUGAAGGUCAUAACAUUGCUUCUGAGAAAAGCAAAUAUCACCUUUACAGCACAAUCCUUGGGUUUUUUAGUGCUUGUUUAAAGGAGGAGACACCAAUUUUACCACAGGAACCUGAAGAGGAUGAAUAAGGAAGCCUAUUUGUGUAGUACUGAGGGGGACUUACUCUGUGGCUCAAUAAAACCUUAAAUAAAAGUGACUGUAAGAUUUCAGAUUCUGCAGAAGCUCAAGGGCAGCUAAAGGAUACCACAGUGGAACAGCACAUUUACAGACAAUGAGCUCAUAAACUGGAAUUCGACUGCAAAGUCCAAACAUAUUACCAAGGGACAAAACCUUUACCUUUGUGGAAGGUCAACAGUUGGUUACAGUUUCCUGGAAGAACUUAGUUUUGCAUAAGUGUAGGGUUAGUGCAUGUUUGUUAUGUUAAGCCUCACUGUUGAUUCUGUAAGUGGUUGCUUGUUUUCGUUUUUUUGGGUUUUUUUUAAAUUUUAAUUUAAAUGCACAUCUUUAUUCAUCUUUGCAUAAGGCACAACCUAUCAUAAGUAUUAUGGCCACUACUAAUCUAAAAGGUGAACUGCAAUCUAACACUGUAAUGUUACAAUAAGUGCAAUUCUUCUGCUGUCUAUUACACAUAAGAAACCACAGAGAUAAUAAAGGGCACGAUAUUUUCUCUAG
Molecule: messenger RNA, 3126 nt
Organism: Catharus ustulatus (Swainson's thrush)
Lineage: Eukaryota; Metazoa; Chordata; Aves; Passeriformes; Turdidae
Gene: DPP10
Product: dipeptidyl peptidase like 10
Exons: 26
Coding region: 177-2582 (801 amino acids)
Biological process (GO): proteolysis
Molecular function (GO): dipeptidyl-peptidase activity; serine-type peptidase activity
Source: RefSeq, a predicted model, not a curated record